Schistosoma turkestanicum is the source of this 1629-nucleotide messenger RNA. The record is from the annotation of a GenBank genome assembly. NCBI's taxonomy places the organism in Eukaryota, Metazoa, Platyhelminthes, Trematoda, Strigeidida, Schistosomatidae.
AUGUCAGAAGUAAACAAAGAAAAUAGAGCUGAAUAUGUACGAGAAAUACUUUUCUCACAAAUUCCGGAAAGACGUAAUGCUUUUGAUGUUGACUUGCUUCUUAGUGAAUAUGCUGAGUUGGUUGAUAAUAUGAAGAAUGAAAGUAAUCAUUGGCGUAGUGUAAUGACAGUCGACAUGGUCUUACGUGAACUUGAAGCAGUCACUGUUGAACAAUCUUGUCUCUUGCCAACCCAAUCACUACCUAAUGACUUUGAUGCUACUAAAUUUUGUAGCGUGUUAACUGAGCUGUUCGAGGGAAAAAGUUAUAACCAAGUUACUGAACCGGUCAAAAGUACAAAUGUAAAUCUUUCAUCUAUUGGUCAAAAACAUUCUUCAAUGGAUUUUGAAAAACAUCAUUCUUCUCCUAAAAGACAUUUUAAAAAAUCAGAAAAUAUGAACUACUGUGAAAAUUCCAUGAAUAGCAAUACUGAAGUGAUUGAAUCUGAUGAGCCUAUGCUUUUUCAAACGGCAGGAUCUUUGCUCAAACAAAACCUGGAUUCAAAACAAAAUACAAAUAACAAUAGAUUAUCUCAGAUGUAUGGCUCUUCAAAACGAUCUUUAGGAAGUCGUCGAGGCGUACGAAGUAGUUUUAUUCCACCAUUUGAUAAAGAUUCAGACUCUACUUCGAAAUCAACAUCAAACUACACCACGGAAAACAAAUCAGAAUCAUCAGUAUGUGAUGAAAGACUGAAACAAUUUGAUCAAAAGAUUGUAGAUAUGAUUAUGAGUGAGAUAAUGGAUUCCAAGAGUUCAGUUACAUGGGAUGAUAUUGCUGGACUUGAAUUUUCUAAAAAGACAUUACAAGAAAUUGUGAUACUUCCAAUGCUCAGACCAGAUCUUUUUGUUGGACUUCGUGGACCUCCGAAAGGCUUGCUUCUUUUUGGUCCCCCUGGGACGGGAAAAACUUUGAUCGGUAAAUGUAUUGCAUCACAAAGUAACUCCACAUUCUUCAGCAUCAGUGCUUCCUCUCUUACUUCAAAAUGGGUUGGCGAAGGUGAAAAACUAGUGCGUGCAUUGUUUUCAAUUGCUCGUAUUCACCAACCAUCUGUUAUUUUUAUUGAUGAAGUUGAUUCUUUACUUACCCAACGCUCUGAAACGGAACAUGAAUCAAGCAGACGGAUAAAAACUGAGUUCUUAGUACAACUAGAUGGAAUAUCAACGAAUGAUGAUGAACGUAUGCUGUUCAUUGGAGCUACAAACAGACCUCAAGAACUUGAUGAGGCCGCCCGACGGCGAUUUGUCAAGCGAUUGUAUAUUCCAUUACCUACCAGAAGUGCGAGAAAGCAAAUAGUACAGAGAUUAUUACGACAGAAUCAUCACACACUACAAGAAAGUGAUUUUUGGGAUAUUGCUGACCGUGCUGAUGGUUAUUCAGGUGCAGACAUGGCGAAUCUCUGUCGAGAAGCCGCGAUGGGACCCAUACGUUCUCUGACAAUCGAAGCAAUACAGCACAUAUCAUGCGAUGAGGUUAGACCAGUCGAAUUGGCUGAUUUCCAUGCUGCCUUCAGGCAAGUUAGAGCAAGUAAUUCGUCCGGUGAUCUGGAACAAUACUUAAGAUGGAACAGUCUAUAUGGAAGUUUUGAAGUCUAA